Messenger RNA from Funneliformis geosporum, 939 nucleotides. The record is from the annotation of a GenBank genome assembly. NCBI's taxonomy places the organism in Eukaryota, Fungi, Glomeromycota, Glomeromycetes, Glomerales, Glomeraceae.
AUGCCUCAGUCUUCUUCAAAUCGACAAGAUAUUAUUUGUGUAGCACUUGAUACAUUAAAAAAUUAUCCUUUAGAUUCAAAACCCCCAAGUAUAAAUAGUAUAGCAAAAAGCUUUGGAUUUUCAGAAAUUACACUUCGAAGAGCUGUAAAAAAUGGUGGUCCUCUUAAUCGUUCAGAAGUUCAACUUGCCAGCUAUUGUAUUAAUAUGCAAAAACUUGGAUUUGGCUUAACAAAAUCUGGAGUUAAAUAUUAUAUUAUGGAAAUUAUACAAUUAAAUAAACGUCAACAUCCAUUUGGAAAAAAUGGAUCAGGUGCAUGCCAAGUGCAUAAAAUUUUACAUGGAAAUUCUCAUGAGCAUAUUUCAUUAGCAUCAACAAUUUCAGCUGCCAGAUCAUAUAUACCACUUUUGAUUAUUUAUAAAAGUAUUAGAACAAUUCCUGAUUUAUUAGAAGGAGCACCUUCUAGAACUAUAAUGGGAUUUACAAAUACAGGAUAUAUGCGUGAAGAACUUUUUCAAAUGUAUCUUAAUUAUUUUAUUAAUUUAAUUUUACCUAUUCGUCCAGUUUUAUUAAUAUUGGAUGAUCAUAAAAGCUAUAUUAACUAUAUGAGUAUUGAUUUUUGUCGUCAAAAUGGUAUCCUUCUUUAUGCACUUCCACCUUAUACAACACAUGUAUUACAACCGUCAGAAAUUCCAUUUGCAAAGCUAAAAAAAGAAUAUAAUAAAUCAUGUGAUAGGUAUAGCAAUAAUAACAAUAGUAUGAUAGUAAAAAAGCAUACUUUUGCGAAAGUUUUUGGAUCUGCUUUUCUUGAAACUUAUACUCUAUUAGCAAUCUGUAAUGCUUAUAAGGCAAUUGGAAUAUUGCCAUUUAAUCCUAAUGCAAUUAGUCCAGAUCAGUUAGACCCUUCAUUAACAACUGAGCAAUUUAAUUAUUCAGAGUAA